AUGACUCAACGUCAACGGGUCCUGUUCAUCACAAACAGCGAGCUCGGUCAAUCAACAGUAGCAUUAGCAGUAGCUCAUGAAUUUCUACUUCGGGUUGAGUACGAUGUUCACAUCGCAUCCUUUCCAGAACUCGAGAAUGCCGUCACCGAACUUAAUGAACAAACCGCUAUACUUUCCCCAAAGCCAUGCUGCAAUGCAACAUUUCACACCAUCGCUGGCAAAUCAAUGAAACAGGCAGCUGGGAGAAAGGCUGAAUUCAUUGAGAUGCAUCCACCUGGAGUCCGGGGCGCUGUCUUUGCAUACCAAAAAGUCCUUCCAGCGACAUUCGCAUCGUGGAACGGCGCGGAAUAUAUGAUCGGCUACAGUAGUUCAGUCAAAAUUAUCAACGAUGUCAGACCGAAUAUUGUUGUCAUCGACCCUCUGUUCAGUCAGGCGAUCGAUGCGUGCAAGGAAAUGGGCCAGCAAUACGUUGUCUUGAGCCCAAACACCUUCAAAGAUCACCUCAUCAAAUAUCAACCAGCGGCAGGCGCCCUUUGGAAAUAUCCACAGCUUGGUUCCGGCUUUGACUAUCCAUUUGUUUCUUGGUACACUGUUUUUGCAAACAUUUACCUCACCUUGCGCAUCAUGUUUGCGCGGCUCUCAAAUCCUCUUCUGAAAGAGGUGCUCGAGUAUCGCCGUUCUUGUGGUCUCGCCGGGAGAAUUCCCUCGAUAUUCGAGGGUUUCGGAGACGCAAACAUUGUUCUACCCUCCACUCCAGAUAUCGAACUGCCGUAUGUCGUUCCAGAGCGUAUUACCGGCUGUGGUCCGAUCCUCCCUCCGGUUGUUCCAAUCGCAAAAAGUCACCCAGAAUUAGAAGCGUGGCUACAGCGGGCGCCCACUGUAUUAGUGAACCUUGGCUCGCAUAUUAUCUUCGAUGAGCCUUUUGCUCUCAAGUUCGCUACUGCCCUAAGAGUACUUCUGGAUCGGCGGCCUGAUAUUCAAAUCCUCUGGAAACUCAAGACUCAAGGAGAGACAUGGGACAGUCUCUUCUCGAAGGAGGGAGCUUUCCAGAUCAUUGCCAAGGAGAUUGCUGAUGGUCGUGUGCGGAUCGAGAAAUGGCUCGCCGCACAACCCAUUGCCAUCCUUCGAAUUCCCACCGUUGUGUGCAUGGUGCACCAUGGCGGAUCUAAUUCUUAUCACGAAGCUAUCAGUGCGGGUGUUCCACAGAUUGUCCUUCCUGUAUGGAUCGACACAUACGAUUUCUCAACUCGGGUGGAGUAUUUGGGAAUCGGAGUCUGGGGAAGCCGAACAGCUGCCCCUAAAGUCGACGCUGACGAGCUCUCAAAAGCGUUCAUUAGGGUCCUCGCUAGCGACGAGACUACCGGCAUGCAAGAGAAGGCAAAGGCGAUUUCUCUGCCAUUUAGCAAAACUGAGGGGCGAACUGUUGCAUGUGAAAAGAUCGUUGAGCUCAUGAAAUGCUAG
Venustampulla echinocandica is the source of this 1461-nucleotide messenger RNA. RefSeq names its product Glycosyltransferase family 1 protein. The transcript is spliced from 3 exons. Gene Ontology annotation, molecular function: UDP-glycosyltransferase activity. The record is from RefSeq and is a predicted model, not a curated record. Lineage: Eukaryota; Fungi; Ascomycota; Leotiomycetes; Helotiales; Pleuroascaceae. Bases 1 to 1461 code for a protein of 486 amino acids.